UUCACUCCUAUUAGUAGUCUCCUUAUGUAUGUGGUCUCUUUCUUCUCUUCAUAGCCAGUCUCCGCGCUAUACGGAAUCUCUCUUUCUGUUUGCUUCUAAUUAUCUCCGACGAAGGGUUUUUCUCAUUGCUGCUGCGACUUUACAAGUGUUUGUUCAAUUAAAUAGCGUCCCACAUGAAGGAUCAAAUCGCCAGUUGGUUAUCUGUUUUGUUUAUGCAUUAUUUGGAAGGGAUAAUAUACUGGACCAAGUUGUAUAUUGCUGAGGACCAAAAGAUAGUGGUGGCAUCUGUUUGAAAGACAAAAAGGAUGGAUUUUCAGAGUAACUUACAGGGUGGGUAUGGAAGAUUUGAGCAAAUACUUGCUCAAUAUCUUCUAAAAAGCUUGCAUAUUAUUUUGAACUUGAGGGUUCCUUCGAUAAGAGCGUAUGGUGGGUUUGAAGAAGUGAAGAGGAGUGACAAGUGGUUUAAUAUGGUGUUGGGAGAUCGUCCUGCGGUUUUUGAAAACUUGAAUCUGUUGCAUGGGGAGCCAAUGAUAAUAGAUAUAAUACUUGUUCAAGAUAAAGAUUGUACUUCAUUGAAGCACAGUUCAGGUAAAGCAUUUGCAGGGGCAUAUACAGAAACCAUUAUAGAGAGGUGGGUCGUGCAAUGUGAGAAUCGGAGGUCAAUGGUUCCUCAAAUGGGUGAUUCCUCUUACAAGAAAAUGUACAAGAAGUCUAUCAUACUACUUCGUUCCGUUUAUUCGAUGUUGAAGCUCCUGCCUGCAUUCAAGGCCUUCAGGAAACUAUCUUCGUCAAGUCAGAGUUGUUGUUUUGAUAUUAAUUUUAAGGUAUCUUCAUUUAGUGAGCCAUUCUCAAGGGCAGAGGAGGAGAUGAUGAAACAAUUUACUUUUACUUCAGUUGAUGCCCAGCAAGGCCGUCUUUCCUUAUCUGUGACAUAUCGUGAAAAUCUGGUGGACUUUAACCUGGAGAGUUCUGCAUCCUUUCCACCUGAGAUCAUUACAGAUUAUGUUGGUAGUCCACUCACUGAUCCUCUGAGGUCAUUCCCUUUGACCUCGACAGAUAAGGGUGUUCAUAAUACUUCAUUUCCAUUGAGAAGGACACAGUCCUCUUGUUCAGCACCUGUUCAGCGCCCGCAGAGUUGGACAAGUGGUCUCUUCAGGGCACCUUCUUUACCUCAGCCGUAUGUAGGAUCUCCACCUUUAUGCCAUGCACCAUAUGAGCUUUCAACUUCAGUCAGUAAUGUAUAUGGACAGAGGAUUCCACCUAACUACAAAUAUUCGACUCACCAGAAAACAACUAGUUUUGAUGAUGACCAGCUUUCCCCUCCAUUUUCAUCAUCACCAUCUCCACCCACAUAUCUUUCAGGUGCAAAUCUUGUGCAGACUCAUUUGCGUUCAGAAACUGAUCCUGUCAGUAUCCCUCAUCCAUUAAUAGGCAGAACUUCCAGACACCUAUCUCCUAAUUUGUCUGAUCCAAACAGGCAUUAUCUCCCACCUAUGUCACCUAGAUGCACAAAGCAUGAUUCUUCAUCCCAUGAAUCCCCUUCUGGAAUCAGAUCAUCAAGGAAAAUAGAUUUGCUAAGGGUUCCAGAGUCAGAUACUACUAAUCCUGGACAAAAGGUGCCUACAGAUGCUAGAGAUGAUUCAGGACGGUUCUCAGGUGUGCUCUCUUCAAGUGAUUCACCACGUGUUGGAUUUUCUAGAAGUUCUAGCAGCAGAUUAUCUUUUCAGGAUGACUUGGAUGACUUUGAUUUUUCCUGUCCUUUUAUAGUUGAUGAUGUUGAUACUUCUGUUUCCCGAGCCAGAGAGAACCUUGAAUCCAGAAAGCGCCCAGAAGCCUCGUCUAGAGUAUCUGCAACAACCAGAAAAUCUCAAGAUGCUGCUGUAGGUGCCCUUGUUCACAUGUUGAGAACUGCUCCUCCGUUGCGUCAAGAUUCUACUUGCUAUACUACACAUUCUAUAGAGGGAGAGGUAGAGGGAGAAACUGGCACUGCAUCUCAGUUCUAUGUUCCUAGGAAGGCAUCAGAUGCAUUGGAGGAGCUCAAAGCUUACACUGAAUUGAAAGAUAUGUUACUUCCCAAGAGCACGACACGCUCAGACAGUGAGGAUGGGAGCUAUGCGUGAUGUACAUAUAUACUUGUUUGCUAAGUAACGUUAAGGAGUGUUUACUGUGUGAGAGAAGUGAGGACUAACAGAUUCUGUACAUAAAUGAUGAGAAAUGGCAAGUAUGAUAGUCAAUAUGCUGCCUUAUUUUGACACUACUUGAAAACAUUUGUGUUUCGAAGAAACAAGUAGUAGUUAUCUUAAAAGAAUAUGCUCUAUUGAGUUCCUAAUAA
Molecule: messenger RNA, 2332 nt
Organism: Solanum pennellii
Lineage: Eukaryota; Viridiplantae; Streptophyta; Magnoliopsida; Solanales; Solanaceae
Product: autophagy-related protein 13a-like
Exons: 4
Coding region: 306-2120 (604 amino acids)
Biological process (GO): piecemeal microautophagy of the nucleus; protein localization to phagophore assembly site; mitophagy
Cellular component (GO): phagophore assembly site; Atg1/ULK1 kinase complex; extrinsic component of membrane
Source: RefSeq, a predicted model, not a curated record